Prorocentrum cordatum is the source of this 744-nucleotide messenger RNA. NCBI's taxonomy places the organism in Eukaryota, Dinophyceae, Prorocentrales, Prorocentraceae. The record is from the annotation of a GenBank genome assembly.
AUGGACCCAGGGUUCCUGCUCGUAGCGUACUACCUGAUUGCCUCAGGUCUCCAGGCUGUCGCCCUCGUCAGAGCUCCUGGCGAGUGCCCGCCGUGUGUCUGCGCGCUGGACGCCCGUGAGAGUGAGUGUGUCUUGGAGUCGGUGUUCGCGAGGUCCCCUGAGGUCAUCCAGGACGUGUGCCAGGUGUGCUCGAUUUCGAGGGCAGAGCUCCGCUCGAAUUCCCUUUGCUCGUCAGAAGGCUCGCGGUUCUGGCUGCUCGUGCUUUUCAUUCUCGGUUGCUUGGUCGGCUCGCGGCCGACCGUCAUCGUCUCGUGCUGCCUGUCAGUCUCGAGGCGCACCGUCCGCGGACUGCUCGUACAACCCGACGCCCACCGUGCCCUCGCCGACAUGACCGACCAAGAGUCCGAGCCCCGAGUGAGUACCCCGUCCGUCCUGAGAGCCAAUGGCAGAGGAAAAUGGAUCGUUGGCACCCCCGAGUUCGAUGUGCAGUACGCCUACCUGUCGGAACACAGGGUCAUCCCCCUCGGUCGCGACGAGCCCAUCCCACGGCGGUACCGGGCCCAGACCUGCGCGUUCGAUGUGCCGAUCGAGCCCGACACCCUCGUGCACAUGCGCCGCGCGGGUCGCGACCUCCUGGAGGUCUUCGGGCUCGUGGGCUCGGCGGGCGCCGCCCAUGUGGGGGGCCGCUGCCGCGUCUCCGACCCGGCCCACGCUGCCUUCUCCGACGAGCUGCCCGAGGGCGUU